CAUUGGCUGCGUGACGUCACGGCAGUGCGGGACCCACUCCGGCGGCGGCGCGUCCUCCCUAAACAAACCCGAGCGAUGCGUGCACGGGCGAGUAGACACGCGUCGCGUUGAAACGAGCCAGAGACCGCCGCGUGCCUCGGAUUAACGUUUCUCGAUCAUGACCGAGACGGAGUGACGCCGCGAGCACCGACCGCGCACUGGAUGCACUCGAGCAUGCGCUCGCCCAGCUGAUCGCGACGCGAAGCCGCAGCGUUGGACGCGACGAGCCCUCAUACUUGACUCUGAAACGGCGUUCAGUCCUCAGACGACUGAAAUAAUCAAACUCGCGCUGAUCUGCAGUCAGUAACGAUGGCGGGAAAGCUGACAGGAUCGGGCGCGGGGAUUCUGCUCGUCACCGCCAACGUGGGCUCUUUAUUUGAAGAUCCGGAGAACCUACAGAAGCCGUGGUUACAGGAGUUUUAUCAGACCGUUCACGCACACAGACCGAACUUUGUGGCUCUUCACUGUCAGGAAGUAGGCGGGAAGAAUUAUGAAGGAUCCAUGAUGCAUGUGGACAGCUUUAUCAAAGAACUUCUGUCCAGUGAUGCUAUGAGAGACUUCAGCAGAGCUCGUGUGUACCUCGACAAGAACUAUAAAUCCCAGGAGCAGUUUACAGCAUUGGGAUGUUGUUACUUCCUACACGAUUCCUUGAAAAACAUCCAGCAGUUUGAUUUCAAAGCCAAGAAGUUCAAGAAGGUGGUUGGUAAGGAGGUGAUUUCAGACACAUUGAUGAGCUGCUCUACGCUGGAGAAAGAGAAGUUUCCUCAACAUUACUUUCCUGAGUGUAAGUGGUCUAGAAAAGGAUUCAUCAGGACCCGAUGGGCUUUUGCUGAUUGUUCCUUUGAUCUGAUCAAUAUUCACCUGUUCCACGACGCCUCCAAUUUGGUGGCAUGGGAGAAAAGUCCAUCAGUUUACUCAAGCACACGACAGAAAGCUCUCAGCUAUGUGCUGGAUCGGAUCUCAGAUCAGCGGUUUGAAAGACUGCCAUAUUUCAUCUUUGGUGACUUUAACUUCAGGUUGGACUCCAAGCGGGUAAUUGAGAGUCUUUGUUCCACGGCCACCAUGCAGACGGUGCGAGCGAAUGACACCGAUGCAGUCGACAAACUGAUUUUCAGAGAGUCAGACAAUGACCACAAGGUCGUCUUACAGCUGGAAAAGAAGUUAUUUAACUACAUUAAUCAGGAUGUUUUCCAGGAAAACCGUGGAAAGCUGCUUUUUGAGUUUGAUAAGGAGCUGUCGGUCUUUAAGGAUCGUCUGCAUGAGCUGGAAAUAUCGUUUCCUCCCAGUUAUCCAUACAGUGAAGACUGCAGUCAGGCCAAACAGUACAUGAACACACGUUGUCCAGCGUGGUGUGAUCGUAUCCUCAUGUCAGCUUCAGCUAAAGAUCUGCUGGUGAAGUCGGAGAAUGAGGAGAAGUUAAUAACAUAUGACAACAUAGGACCUGAUGUGUGUAUGGGGGACCACAAGCCUGUCUACCUGUUUUUCCGGUUAAGCUCAGGAGCUGGAAAACACACGAAUAAGCACAAGUGUUGUGUUGUGCAGUGAUACGCCAGGCGAAUGGUGCCAAAGGGUGGAGAAGAUUUCAUGAAAGGUCCCCUGUGAGAAACUCGGGUGGAUGGACACACACACACACACACACACACACACACACACACACACACACACAUACACACACACACACGCACACACACACACACACACACACACAGAGGACGACCCUGUAAAGACUCUUCAGCAGGACUGACCAGUCGCAUUUGUCACAGUGCAUGCAACACAUCCAUAGUAACAACACUUUGACUUCAUGAAUGCUUUAAUGUCACGAUCAUCAUGGACAUUUACUGAACGCACACAGACACACACGCACACACACACACACACACACACACACGCACACACACACACACACACAUAUAUGUCAGGUGGGAUUUUCCUCUGAAUGCAGAAGACAUUAUUCAUCUGUAACACCAUCAGACAUCAUCAUCUCUCUUGUGUCGGCCUUCUUUCCAAAACUCUAAUGGAACAUCACAAAACACUUUACAGAUUUUAAAAUGCAUAUGUGGAAAUUUUAGAUAUGCCGCUACAAAAUCUGAGCUACUUCCAUACAGUAUGUAAGAUGUUUAAAAGUGCAAUGCAAAAAAUAUUGUUGUGUAUCUUAAGCUAGGUUUAUUUGUACAUUGGAUUAUGUUAUAUACGGUAGUGUAGACAUUAGAUUCUGUUUAUUUCUUUAGUUUACUUUUGUUUGUUUUUUGUUACUGUCGUAACAAUCUGCCAUGCCUCAUACAACGGCCAAGUCUCAUUUUAUAUAUACUGUACCUUUUAAUAAGAUCAUUUAUAAUUCCUACUGAAAUCAAUUCUCAUGCUGACGUAUUCACACAAAUGACUGCUUUAGGGUUUUGUCAGAUGAAACAUUUCCAGAUAUUAUGAUUUAAAUAUAUAUCCAAUAUAAAGUUUCUUAUUUCCUUUAAAGGUGUGUGCCAUAAACCAUACGAGUAGAUAAGAGAGUUUGUUAGAUUAGUCUUGUUUGGUUAUAAGAGUAUCGUUUUUAUUCUAACUUAUUUCUGUGUGAUAAUGUUAUGGUAUUGAAUGUGAUAUUUUAAAUAGGCUUGGGUAUCUUAAACAUAGCUGUAUCUUUCUUUCUUUCUUUUUUAAUGAUGAUUUGUCAUUCUGUUACUGUGCCAGCUGUUGAAGGAUAACAUUGUGCAGUUUAGCUUUAAGAGAGAAAUCCUCUCACUUUAAGGACCAGGAGGAAAUGUUUAUACUUUAUAGUGUCCACGUUACACACGUUGCACAUGAAUGUAAUUCAUUACAAAUGCAUGCUUGUUUCAGAUAUGAUAGUAAUGGUAAUCUGUAGCAUGAACGCUGUAAAGUAUCUUUAAGGUUUCCUCUAUUGAUUUAAUUCACUACAGAGUUUCCCGGUGGCCUUUAGAUUGAUUCUUGAUUUGUAAAUCACUUCUGUGGGAAUGAUUUUGUGUCUCCUAGCAGUGAUUUGGUCAAGACAAAACUGCUUGUUAACGCAGGUCAGCCGGUAGAAGUCACUCUUUUCUUGAAGCAGAUAGAGAUAUUAGAGCUCCAAAAGCAAUAAAACCAUUAGAAGUCA
Messenger RNA from Misgurnus anguillicaudatus (oriental weatherfish), 3136 nucleotides. Its product is annotated as inositol polyphosphate-5-phosphatase A. Gene Ontology annotation, molecular function: inositol-polyphosphate 5-phosphatase activity. Gene Ontology annotation, biological process: phosphatidylinositol dephosphorylation. Lineage: Eukaryota; Metazoa; Chordata; Actinopteri; Cypriniformes; Cobitidae. The record is from RefSeq and is a predicted model, not a curated record.